This is a messenger RNA of Henningerozyma blattae CBS 6284, 2637 nucleotides long. RefSeq names its product bifunctional acetylglutamate kinase/N-acetyl-gamma-glutamyl-phosphate reductase. Gene Ontology annotation, biological process: L-arginine biosynthetic process. The transcript has a single exon. Gene Ontology annotation, cellular component: mitochondrial matrix; mitochondrion; cytoplasm. The record is from RefSeq and is a predicted model, not a curated record. Lineage: Eukaryota; Fungi; Ascomycota; Saccharomycetes; Saccharomycetales; Saccharomycetaceae. The coding region runs from base 1 to 2637 and encodes 878 amino acids. Gene Ontology annotation, molecular function: NAD binding; protein dimerization activity; arginine binding.
AUGAAGAGGAUUGGGUCUUCAAAAUUACCACAAAUUAACAUUUCUAAAACUUCAACCUCAGUGGGUUCAAACUUCUCCACUACAGCCUCUAGUUCUAGCGCCUCCUCAUACUCAAUUCCCUCUUCUGGUAGCACUACUCCAUCGUCUGUUUCACCAUCAAAUGCUCAAGCAAUUUCUUUUGCUAAAAAGAGAGUCGAUUAUACUCAAAAAGUUCAAUAUUCAACAAAUGGUAUUGGGUCUAUGGGAACAAGGUCUACAGUCAUUCAGUUAUUAAAUAAUAUUACGACAAAACGUGAAGCCGAACAAUAUCUAAAAUAUUUUACCUCUGUUUCUCAACAACAGUUUGCUGUUAUUAAAGUCGGUGGUGCUAUCAUUAGUGAUAAAUUACAAGAAUUAGCCUCUUGCCUGGCCUUUUUGUAUCAUGUCGGAUUAUACCCAAUAGUAUUACACGGAACUGGACCACAAGUAAAUGAAAAAUUAGAAUCUCAAGGUGUUGAACCAGAUUACAUCGAUGGUAUUAGAAUUACUGAUGACAAGACAAUGGCUGUUGUUAGACAAUGUUUCUUAGAACAAAAUUUGAAAUUAGUCACUGCUUUGGAAAAAUUAGGUGUUAGAGCAAGACCAAUUACAUCUGGUGUUUUCACUGCUGAUUAUUUAGAUAAAGAAAAAUAUAAUUUGGUUGGUAAUAUCUGCAGCGUAUCUAAGGAUCCAAUUGAAGCAUCUAUUAAAGCUGGUGCAUUGCCAAUUUUAACUUCAUUAGCAGAAACUACUUCUGGUCAAAUGCUAAAUGUUAAUGCUGAUGUUGCUGCCGGUGAAUUAGCACGUGUCUUUGAGCCAUUAAAAAUUGUAUACUUAAAUGAAAAAGGUGGUAUCAUUAAUGGUGAAACAGGUAAUAAAGUCUCUAUGAUCAAUUUAGAUGAAGAAUACGAAGACUUAAUGAAACAAAGUUGGGUUAAAUACGGUACAAAAUUAAAGAUUAAAGAAAUUAAAGAAUUGCUAGAUUAUUUACCACGCUCAUCUUCAGUCGCAAUUAUUGAUGUUGAUGAUUUACAAAAGGAAUUAUUUACCGAUUCUGGUGCUGGUACUAUGAUCAGAAGAGGUUAUAAAUUAUCCAAGAGAACUUCUUUGAAAGAAUUUCCAACUGAAGCAUUAAGAGAUGCUCUUCAAAGAGACUCUGACAUUUCAAGUGGUAAAAUUUCAGCAGCUAGUUAUUUGACUAAAUUAGGAAAUACUGAAUUCACUUCAUAUGCCGAUGAACCAAUGGAUGGGUUAGCUAUUGUAACAAAGGCCGAACCUGUUCCAAAAUUAGAUAAAUUUCUAUGUUCACAAACUGCUUGGCUAAAUAACGUUUCUGAUAACAUUUUCACAUCUAUUAAUCGUGAUUUCCCCUCUUUACAAUGGACUGUAGAUGAAAAAGAUGAAAAUAUAGCAUGGCAUUUCGCUAAAUCUCAAGGUUCUUAUUUAAAGAAUGGUAAAGUUUUAUUCUGGUACGGAAUUAAUGAUUUAGAUACAAUCUCAAAGAUUAUCAAUGAGUUUACUGCUUCCUUUUUAUCCGGUCAUUCAAAUAAUACAUCAAACUCUAGCAAUGUCUUCGUUAGUGGUCAAUCCAAAAAAACAUAUUCUACAGUUUCUUCUCCUAAACCAAAUGGCACCAAAACUAGUACCUCCAAAAUUGCAUUGAUCGGCGCUAGAGGGUAUACAGGCAAGAAUUUAAUCAAUUUAAUCAACUCUCAUCCAUAUUUAGAAUUAUCUCAUGUUUCUUCUCGUCAAUUAGCUGGUCAAAAGGUGGAAGAUUACACUAAAUCCGAGGUUAUCCAUGAAAAUUUACAAAUUGAAGACAUUAAAGCAUUAGAGAAAGAAGGUAAAGUUGAUUUUUGGAUAAUGGCCUUACCAAAUAAAGUUUCUGAACCAUUCAUUGAAGCUAUUGAAAGUGUUAACGGUAACUCUAAGAUUAUUGAUUUAUCUGCCGAUCACAGAUUUGUUCCAGAAACUGAAUGGGCUUACGGUUUACCAGAAUUAAAUGAUAGAGAAAAAAUCGCCAAAGCAAAGAAGAUUGCUAACCCAGGGUGUUAUGCUACUGGUUCUCAAUUAGCAAUUGCACCAAUAAAAGAAUAUUUAACUAGUGAACCAACUGUCUUUGGUGUUUCUGGUUAUUCCGGUGCUGGUACAAAACCAUCUCCAAAGAAUGACCCUAAGUUUUUAAAUAAUAAUUUAAUCCCUUACACUUUAACUAACCAUAUUCAUGAACGUGAAAUAUCUACUAGAAUAGGUACUCGUGUUGGAUUCACUCCACAUGUUGGUCAAUGGUUCCAAGGAAUUACUUUAACUGUAUCGAUGCCUAUUAAGAAAGGAUCCUUAACUUCUGAAGAAGCAGAAAAAGUUUAUGAAGAUUUCUAUAAAGGAGAAAAAUUAGUUCAUAUUCAAAGUGAUAUCCCAUUAGUAAGAGAUAUCAUGGGAACACACGGUGUUGUUAUUGGUGGCUUUAAAGUUAAUGAUGAACAAGAUCGUUUAGUUGUUGUUGCUACAAUUGAUAAUUUAUUGAAGGGUGCUGCAACCCAAUGUGUUCAAAAUAUGAAUUUAGCUAUGGGCUACGGUGAAUAUGAUGGUAUUCCAGAUGAAAAAAUUGUGUCUAAAUAA